Messenger RNA from Carassius auratus (goldfish), 3125 nucleotides. RefSeq names its product gamma-1-syntrophin. Gene Ontology annotation, molecular function: structural molecule activity; protein binding. Gene Ontology annotation, cellular component: dystrophin-associated glycoprotein complex; intracellular anatomical structure. The transcript is spliced from 20 exons. The coding region runs from base 661 to 2262 and encodes 533 amino acids. The record is from RefSeq and is a predicted model, not a curated record. Lineage: Eukaryota; Metazoa; Chordata; Actinopteri; Cypriniformes; Cyprinidae.
UUCAGCCGGUCAUUAUUAUUGCUCAGGAUGCCUAGCGACAGCAGAAGAUAUGUAGAUGGAAAGCUGCAUGGCUCGGAUUGCGGAGGAUGCUGGAGAACAAGACGACAGAUGCGUCUCGCCUGCUGUGGGAAUAUAAACUAAGAGCAAGUUUAAACGACUCGCUUUGGAGGAUUUUCCCAAGCGGUUGCGGAUGGAGAUUGAGCAUUAGUGGUCGUUAUGAUCCGGAGGCUGAUCAUCACUCGUUUUCGCAUAGACAAUGAUGACAAAUGCAAGAGGGAUGGAAGAAUUGUGAACUUGAAUGAGUGGAUCCAAUUGCAAAUUACAACCUGUUAAUUGAAUAUCAGGCAGCGGAAGCAUCCAGCAGACAUUUCUCGUAAAAAGUGUGAUGGGACAGAUGGUGAGGCCUUUGUAACAGCAGUGAUUUCUUUGGAAGAAGCUUAAAAGAAUGCAGAAACAAUGAAAAUGAUGGGCAGCUGUAGGACUCUGGCUGGGCCUGAGGGCCAAAACCUCGUUCUAGAAUAAAGAAAGGAAGAAAAGAAAAACAUCAGCCCUUAACCAGCAUCUGCAAAGACUCCCCUUCCUCCUCCCUCAUGGCUUGACCUCUAUGCUGUGCUGUGCUGAAGAUCUUUCCCUGGAGGACUGUUUCUCUGACCUUAGCACAUGGAUUUCAAGACUUCAAAUGAAGAGACAAAGACCGGGAUUUAUUUGCUUCAAGAUGGUAGCGAGGAGCCUUUCAAUAUCCGUCUGCACCUGGCCAAAGAUCUUCUCACCAUUCAAGAGCAAGACGUCAUCUGUGUGUCUGGAGAACCGUUCUACUCGAGCGAAAGAACAGUAACGAUCCGUCGGCAGACAAUCGGAGGGUUUGGGUUGAGCAUCAAGGGUGGUGCCGAACACAAGAUCCCUGUUGUUAUAUCUAAAAUAUCAAAAGAACAGAAGGCUGAGCUUUCCGGACUUCUGUUUAUUGGAGAUGGAAUUCUCCAGAUAAACGGCAUUAACGUGAGGAGUUAUCGUCAUGAAGAAGUGGUGCAGGUUCUGCGAAAUGCAGGUGAGGAAGUGACUCUGACCGUGUCUUUCCUGAAGAGGACGCCUGCAUUUCUGAAGCUGCCGCUGUGUGAGGACUGCUUAUGUACGUCUGGGAUUGGACACGCUAUAUUCACCGGUAUACCAAGUGACCAGAGCAGUGGAACAUCGUCUCCACUGUGUGACAGCGGCCUACAUCUGAACUACCAUCCCAACAACACAGACACAUUGUCUUGCUCAUCUUGGCCGAUGUCUCCGGGGUUGCGCUGGGAGAAGAGAUGGGUGGAUCUUCGUCUCAUACCUCUCUUGCAUGCACGUCUGUCCCAGUACGUCCCAGGUUCUGACGUUUGCAGGCAAAAUGCCUUUCAAGUUAUUGCUGUGGAUGGGGUGUGCAGCGGGGUAAUUCAGUGCCCCAGUACUGAUGAAUGCACCGAAUGGCUGCAAGCAAUAGCUUCAAACAUUUCUGCCCUCACCAAGCACAACGUGAAGAAGAUCAACAGAAACUUUCCAGUAAACCAACAGAUUAUAUUUAUGGGCUGGGUGGAUGAGAAGGAACAAGAUUCUGUUCAGGACCGAAUGUACACACCAAAGUUUCUUGCCUUGAGGGGUUCGUCUCUCUUCAAAUUCUCUGCACCUCCAGUCACCACCUGGGACUGGACCAGAGCCGAGAAGAGCUUCACCGACUACGAGAUCAUGUUCAAGAUCCUGAAGGACAUUGAGCUGGUGGACAAGCGGAAGCACUGCUUCAGCGUUCAGACGGACUCGGGUGAGGACAUCUUCUUCAGCGUGGAGCUGGAGUGUGAGCUGCUUCUGUGGGAGAAAGCCUUUCAGAUGGCCACCUUCUUCGAAGUGGAGCGAAUACAGUGUAAAACAUACGCUUGCAUCAUGGACAGUCAUCUCAUGGGACUCACCAUCGAUUUCAGCAUGGGCUUCGUCUGCUUCGAUGCUGCCACAAAGGCUGUGCUGUGGAGAUAUAAAUUCUCUCAGCUGAAAGGAUCAUCAGAUGACGGCAAGAGUAAAAUCAAGUUCCUGUUCCAGAAUCCAGACACAAAACUUAUUGAAGCAAAGGAGCUGGAGUUCUCCAACCUCUUCGCGGUCCUCCACUGCAUCCACGCUUUCUUCGCCGCCAAAGUGGCUUGUCUGGAUCCCAUGUUCGUGAGCAGCCGAAACACCACCAUGGUGUCGGCCACUUCCACCUUAACCGCCCCGUCACAGAUCUCCAAGCUCAAAUACACCAGCUGACAGACUCCAGCGACCUAUCUUCUCCUUGCAGACUUUGAGAACGUAGGAUGAGAGGAACCAGCACUGAUGAACGAGUGGACAUCCACUUUAAAACAAACAAUUCAAGUAUGUGAGAUUGAAAACCUGGCUAUAUCCUCCAGACGGGAAUCAGACUCAAAUUUGAACGUGCGCUGGAUGAAUUUAAAACAUUUUAGCAUCAUUCAUCCAGCUGAUAAUCUUUGAGCUGUGGUUGCCAGGUCAUUCGAAAAAUGGACUCUUUCCUUUUGAUAUUGCGGUGUAUCUGUUUGCAUUCAAAUGAUAUUAACACUUCUUGGUGUGUACUUUUAGAACAUUAUUUAAUCUGGUUAUUGACUGGAAUGGACCUGUUGUGAAAGUGCAUCAUCUUCUAGCGCUGCGUUUUCUCAAACAGUUAACAAAAACAAAACCAGCCAUCUUAAAUAUACACUGACACAAAAACAAACUUCUGAAUGUUUGAUAGCUAUUCAAUAUUUGGCAGCGCAGAAGGUGUUGUUUUGGUCCAGAAUGUUUUUAAUUCACUUAAAUUGAACAUCAGUUUUUAAAUCAGUUGAAAAACUAUUUAAAUGGCGCCCCGUCUGACUGCCUAGAGAAACAGACUGGAGAAUGUGGGACUUAUUUUCAUAUUCCUAUUUUGAUACUUUAAUAAAGGAUGAAUCACGGAGGUGAAGAUGAACUGGAAUUUUAUGACGUGACUGUAUGAUGCACAUUUUAACUUUCUCAAGGGAACGACAAGCUAAUCAAUGAAGUGAUUAUCUUUUUUUUUUGGCCAUUAUCUAAGAUACAUAUAUUAGUGUAUAAGUAGUCAAAAUAUGUCACUCUUUUAACCUGAUAAAGUCAACAUGAAA